Mus musculus (house mouse) is the source of this 4247-nucleotide messenger RNA. RefSeq names its product proteasome (prosome, macropain) subunit, beta type, 11 (gene Psmb11). Bases 18 to 926 code for a protein of 302 amino acids. Gene Ontology annotation, cellular component: nucleus; proteasome core complex; cytoplasm. Gene Ontology annotation, biological process: protein catabolic process. The record is from RefSeq and is marked validated. The transcript has a single exon. Gene Ontology annotation, molecular function: peptidase activity; threonine-type endopeptidase activity. Lineage: Eukaryota; Metazoa; Chordata; Mammalia; Rodentia; Muridae.
CUCACUCAGCCUCAGGGAUGGCUCUUCAGGAUGUGUGCAAGUGGCAGACUCCCGACACUCCCAGACCAUCCAUUCACUUGCCUCAGGCCGGUGGCUGGGCUGUACCCCGGGGCUGUGACCCUCAAACCUUCCUGCAGAUCCAUGGCCCCAGGCUGGCUCAUGGCACCACUACCCUGGCUUUUCGCUUUCGUCACGGUGUCAUCGCUGCGGCUGAUACUCGGUCCUCCUGUGGCAGCUAUGUGGCAUGUCCAGCCUCACGGAAGGUCAUUCCUGUGCACCAGCGUCUCCUGGGUACCACCUCUGGGACCUCUGCUGACUGUGCCACAUGGUACCGGGUGCUACGGCGGGAGCUGCGGCUUCGGGAACUGAGGGAAGGCCAGCUGCCCAGUGUGGCAGGCACGGCCAAACUCUUGGCAGCUAUGAUGUCCUGCUACCGCGGUCUGGAUCUGUGUGUGGCCACUGCCCUCUGUGGCUGGGACCACUCUGGCCCUGCUCUCUUCUAUGUCUACAGCGAUGGCACUUGUCUGCAGGGAGAUAUCUUCUCAGUAGGCUCUGGGUCUCCCUACGCCUAUGGUGUGCUUGAUCGUGGCUACCACUAUGACAUGACCAUCCAGGAAGCCUACACCCUGGCCCGCUGUGCUGUGGCCCAUGCCACCCACCGUGAUGCUUAUUCAGGGGGCUCAGUGGACCUCUUCCACGUUCGGGAGAGCGGAUGGGAGUAUGUAUCCCGCAGUGAUGCUUGCGUGCUGUAUAGGGAGCUGCAGAAAGCCCGGAGCUUGGAGCAGGAGCUGGAGGCAAAAGCUUGUGGAAUCUAUCCUGAGCCUGCCACGCCGCAAGGUGCUCGAGAAUGUAAAGAACUCUUUGUGGAGCAAGAGGAGGUGACGCCAGAAGACUGCGCGAUAAUAAUGAAGACUGAAACAAUGUAAGAAAGGACAGAACUUGGGGACUGCCAGGACAAGGGACUAGGGGAUGAAGCUGCCUUGGCAGGGUUAGUUCUGGGAGCAGCCCCGGGCAUCUGGCUCUGGCCCUUUUGGGUUUCCUGCUUUGUUUAAGUUCCCAUCCUCUCUGCUUCCCAGAGCUACUGAUGUCUCUGUCCAACAUGUUCUGAUGAUACCUGAUGGAUGGUAUUGCCUCCUUCUGCCUCUAAAGUGACUAAACAAACACUCAUUGCAUGCCUACUUUGUGCCAACUGUCAUGCUAUGUGCUGGGCCCUCUUUUGUCAUUCUACCCCAGUUGGUAUUCUCAUUUUGGUCCUUAUCUGGUUUGUUUUCUCUUUCAGCUGGUCACCUUUUCAACUUGGUCAGGCUGAAUGGCCAGGAGAGAGCCUAGUUUAGUGAUGGGCUUGUCUCUGCUGGCCCUCCACACCCUGACCCCCACCAUGACUGUAAUGGCUAUAAUGAUUCCACCUAUACUGAGUGCAGUUCCCAUGACAGCUUUUGCAAGCAUGAUUGUUUAUUGAAGCUGGGUCAGGUUUAGAGAGUUACAGGACUUACGCAGGUUACAGUAGGUGACAAUGUUGUGGGGCUUAAGACACUCUUAAUCCUUCCCCAGCUCUCUGCAUCUUUCCCUCCCAGCCUCCACUGUCUUGCCUUGUUUUUCUGCCUGCAUUGCAGGCUUCUGGGGAAUGGGCCAAACCCCUGCCUGUUGUCUGGAGAUGAAUGAACUCCAAGGAACUCAUGGGCUUGGAGGGAAGAGCUCAGAGAAGCUGCCCAUUCCCGGUCUCAUCUUGCUGUGUUGGUCAGGGUUUGAGCCAUGCCCUGUAGCACACACAUCCCUGCUCUCUACCCUGCAGAUCUCUCCCUGCUUCUUCGCUCCGGCCUCUCCUGGUUGCUCCUGCUGGAGAAUGAAGACCAGAGGCAGGGUGCUGUGCCUCUGGUGCCAGCUAGCACAUCUGGCCUUCCUGGCCUGCUCUGGACGUCCAGGAUUUCAGCUUCAGGAACACCACUGCCUCCUCCUCAGGGCUGGGCAUCCAGAGAAAGGGAACCCAAAGAACUUUCCUCUCACCUGAAGCCUCCAGUCCUAAGACUGACAACUGCUUCUCCUUCCUUGACAGUGUGCACUUCGAAUUAAGAAUUCUUUGAAAUCAGACUUAGACUUACAGAUUCUUACCCAGACUCUCCAAACUCUGGAGAGUCAAAAGGCAAGCUGGGGAGCCCAGAGAAAAUGGAGGAUGGGCAGUGGUGAUGCACAACUUUAAUCCCAGCACUCAGUAGGCAGCAGCAGGCGGAUUUCUGAGUUGGAGGCCAGCCUGGUCUACAGAGUGAGUUCCAGGACAGCCAGGGCUACACAGAGAAACCCUGUCUUGAAAAACCAAACCAAACCAAACCAAACCAAACCAAACCAAACCAAACCAAACCAAACCAAACCAAACCAAACCAAACCAAGCCAAGCCAAACCAAGCCAAACAAACAAACAAACAAACAAACAAACAACCCUACAAAAAACAAGAAACAAACAAACUCCCAAACCCAGAGUGCUACAGAAAGGUUCCCAAUACAUGGGGUCUGGCUUGCAAGCCAGGGUAGAAAUCUGGCUAUUGGCCUUCAAAGCAUCCUUCAUCCCCUGCAAACUUCCUAGCCUUGGGGAAGAGAUAUGAUCCUCCAGGAGUGACAUCCAAAGGUUAGGGAUACUGAAGAAGCAAAUGAGGAGAGGUCAUUUUUUUUUUUUUUAAGAUUUAUUUCUUUUAAUGUCCUGUUUUCAAACACACCAGAAGAGGGCAUCAGAUCCCAUUACAGAUGAUUGUGAGCCACCGUGUGGUUGCUGGGAUUUGAACUCAGGACCUCUGGAAGAGCAGGCAGUGCUCUUAACCUCUGAGCCACCUCUCCAGCCUGAGAGGUAACUUUUGCACAGGCAUAAGUGGGUUCAGAUUCAUGGCCAUUGAUGAGGGUCUUAUGUCCAGCUGUCGGGGAAUGAGUUAAGAUAGGCAUCUGCACUUCAGUGUGGUGGGCGAGGCAUGUGGUGUUGUUCUGUGGAAGAGAGAGGAGCAGCACUUGACUCAGAGCAGCCGCUGCAGCCUGUGUAGCCCAGCGCUAGCCAUCAUGCACAGUGGAGAGCCACAAAAAAGAGGAGGUUGGGGCGGGGCUGUAUAGGAGCCUAUGGCUGCUCCUCACCCUGGUCUACUCUGAGGCUUUCAGGCAGUGAACAGAGGCAGGGGCAGAGGGAUGGUCUGGGACCUGGGAUGAACAUCUGGGACCAGCCAAAGGCUGCUGUGCAUCUCAAUCCCCUGAGAUGCUCUGUGCCUCUCUUCUCAGACUGGACAAGGAGGCUAGAACCCUGAAAGAGCAGAACUUGCAUCUACAUCCGUCUCCUCCUCUCUCCUCUCUCUUCCUUCCAUGAUCUUAUUCUUGGUCUUAUUCAUGAUCUUAUUCUUAUUCUUGAUCUUCAUUCUUCUUGGCAGGUGAUGAGAUAUGUAAGCUUACAGGUUUUGCUGAUGAGCUUGUAUCCCCAAACCCUGUAAGAAUUUCGAGGGGCUGAGAGAUGGCUCUGCAGGUAAAGGUACUUGCCACCAAACCCGAUGACAUACGAGUUUAGUCCCCAGGACUGACAUGUGGAAAAGGAUAGGAAAAAGAUACACUGUGUAAAUACAUGAACCAGGAAAACAUUUAAACAGUGUUUGAGGAAAUGUUUGUCUUGUUGUUGUUGUUGACUUUAAAUAUGAGUGUAUGCAUGUAUGCAUGUAUGUAUGUAUGCAUGUCACAUGCAUGCCUGGUGCCCACAGAGGUUAGAAGAGGGUAUCAGGUCUCCUGGAAGCAGAGUUCUGGAUGAUUGUGAUCCACCACGUGGGGGCAGGGAAUCAAACAGGAGGACCUUCUGGAAGAGUCAAUGCUAAGUCACCUCUCCAGCCCCAGGUUCCUCUCAGUGUUUUUGCUUUAAUGCUUUUUUUAGACUCAUGUGCAUGGAUGGGUAUUUUGCUCCAUGUAUGUAUUGUUCCACAUACUUGCCUGCUGCCUGCAGGUCAGAAGAGGAUAUCAAAUCCCCUGGAGUCAGAGAUGCUUGUGAGCCAUCAUGUGGGUGCUGUUUGUUGUGAGUUUAUAGCCAAUCAGCCUCUAUCCACAUAACAACUUCUUAGUUUUUCUAUUUCUAAUUUAUGCUGUACUUUUGUUUUGUUUUGUUUUGUUUUUCGAGACAGGGUUUCUCUGUAUAGCCCUGGCUGUCCUGGAACUCACUUUGUAGACCAGGUUGGCCUCGAUCUCAGAAAUUCACCUGCCUCUGCCUCCCGAGUGCUGGGAUUAAAGGUGUGUGUUACC